Eurytemora carolleeae is the source of this 3128-nucleotide messenger RNA. It is a transcript of the gene IleRS-m, whose product is annotated as isoleucine--tRNA ligase, mitochondrial. Gene Ontology annotation, biological process: isoleucyl-tRNA aminoacylation. Lineage: Eukaryota; Metazoa; Arthropoda; Copepoda; Calanoida; Temoridae. Bases 92 to 3061 code for a protein of 989 amino acids. The record is from RefSeq and is a predicted model, not a curated record. Gene Ontology annotation, molecular function: ATP binding; aminoacyl-tRNA deacylase activity; isoleucine-tRNA ligase activity. Gene Ontology annotation, cellular component: cytosol. The transcript has 22 exons.
GCCGACAACCAGGCCUCUGCCAAGGAGAAGUUGGUCGAGAUCAAGGAGAGGUACGGCAAGGAGGACGGAACCUUCGACCUCGAGGGUAUGGAUGACGUUGAUGAUUUUGAUGACUUGGAGGAUAGCGAAGAUGAACCCGAAUCUUGAUUUUAAAUUUUUCAGAUCUAAAAUGAUUCUUCUUUUUCCAGUCAGAGUGUCUAGAACAGUCUGUUCUUAUACACAGAUAUAUUUUCUACACACAAGUGCAAGCAUAGGUUCCUCUAAGACAGUGAACAAGAAGUACUCAGAUACAAUUUGUUUACCAAAAACCGGUUUCCCUGGUAGAUUGGAGGGGAAGAAGAGGGUGGAGAGGGAUUUAGAGAUAGUUCACAACUGCAAGUUCAAUAAGAUGUAUGACUGGCAGAGAGAGAACAGAUCUGGAACUGAAUAUGUACUGCAUGAUGGUCCUCCCUAUGCUAACGGACCACCCCAUAUCGGUCACGCGGUCAAUAAAAUUCUUAAAGAUAUAACUAUCAGAUAUAAAUGCAGCCAGGGCCAUAAAAUUAAUUAUAUUACUGGAUGGGACUGUCAUGGUCUUCCUAUUGAACUCAAAGCUGUGAAAGGUGGGAAAAAUCUUACACCGAUAAAAAUCCGCGAAAUCGCCGGAAAAUUCGCAAACGAUUCCUUAAACUUUCAGAAAACUGAGUUUUCCAAGUGGGGGAUUCUAUCGAAUUGGAACAACUUCUAUCGAACAAUGGAUGCAGAGUAUGUUAAAACACAGAUAAAAACAUUUAAUUCAAUUCAUCAGAAAGGUUUAAUAUUCCGUGAUUAUAUGCCAGUUUACUGGUCUCCAUCCUCUAAAACUGCCUUGGCGGAGGCCGAACUUGAAUACAAUCCAGCGCAUGUAAGCACCUCAAUCUACCUCAGGUUCAAACUGAGCAAAUUGUCAGAAAAGUUGCGAAGUUUUCAUGCUCAAGAAGUUUAUGCAUUAAUAUGGACAACAACACCUUGGAGUAUUGUAGCAAAUCAGGCUAUUUGUUACAAUGAAAAAGAAGCGUAUUCUGUUCUACAACAUGGAAUUAGUUUAUAUAUUGUAGCAAGCAAGCUAGUCAAAGAAAACAAUAUAUCCCUUGCUCUGCCCGGCGCAAAAAUAAUCACUGAACUGCGCGGAGACGAGUUGGCCGACUGUGAGUACACGCAUCCUUUAUACCCUGGAGAACUUCGUAGAUUUCUACCUGGUGAUCACGUGACCAGCAGCAGUGGAACUGGAUUAGUUCAUACAGCACCUGCACAUGGACCAGACGAUUUCAAGAUUGGGUUGGCACACAACCUCCCCCUUGGCUGCUUGGUGGAUGAAGAUGGAAAAUAUAUUGAAUCUGUGGGAUCCAACCUUGCUGGACUUUUCAUAAUGGGUGAUGGUACAAAGAAGGUUCUAGAUCUACUUGCCUCCGAUAUCCUUCUGCAGCAGCAGUACACCCACUCCUACCCCUACGACUGGAGGACCAAGAAACCCGUCUUCCUCCGAGCCUCUAAGCAGUGGUUCGUUAACACCAACAUGUUGAAGGAGAAGGCCCUGGAGGCGGUGAAGAAGGUGAAGAUACAACCUGCCUCAGCUGUCAAAAGUUUUCAGAUAGUUAUCGAGAAGCGUCCAUAUUGGUGCAUUUCAAGACAGCGUGUGUGGGGAACCCCUAUUCCAGUUAUUUAUGACAAAAAGACAGAUUCACCGGUGGUCAAUGACAAGUUGAUAGAUAGAUAUUGUGCUCUGGUGGACUCUAAUGGACCUGGCUUUUGGUGGACCAUGGAUAUCAAAGAUAUACUGGAAGGUACUGGGUUAGAUCCCGAGCAGUUCAGGUUAGGGGCAGAUAUCCUCGAUAUAUGGUUUGACAGUGGAGUAUCCUGGGCGGCUGUUCUGGGAGAUAAAACAGCUGAUUUGUACCUGGAGGGAUUAGACCAGUAUUCAGGUUGGUUCUAUACAUCCCUGCUUACCAGUGUUGCACUCAGGGGGGAGGCUCCAUAUAAGGAAAUAUCUGUUCAUGGGUUCACUUUGGAUGAAGAAGGAAACAAGAUGUCAAAAUCUGUGGGCAAUGUGUUGGCUCCCAAAGAUGUCAUCGAAGGUACCAAAAAGAAGCCAGCAUUAGGAGUUGAUGUUCUUAGAUGGUGGGUUGGAUUACAUGCUUCCACUGGAUCCUCAGUCCUUGUCGGAAAUAACAUAAUGGCGGCCUCACAAUCAGAACUUAACAAAAUUAGAAAUAGUCUUAGGUUCUUUCUUGGUAUGCUGAGUAAUGUUGAACCCUGUGAUUUACUGGAAUACAAAGAUCUCAAUCUUAUUGAUAAAAUUCUGCUUCAUAAACUUGCCUUGUUUCAGGAAAAGGUUCAUAAUCAUUAUGAGGCGAAGGAAUAUAACAAGGUAAAAACGUAUCUUAAUACUUUUAAUUUGGAUAGAUUUUUCAAAAUUUAUAAUCUAAAAAUCGAAAUCAUGAUAAUAAGUAAAAUAUGGUAUAUAUUAUACACAGUGUUCAAUAAUCACUACAGAUCAAUUUCAAUUUUUUUAUUUUAUUUUUUUAUAUUUCAAAAUAUNUGUAGAUUAUACUGUGAUGCAGAGAAAAGUUUUUCCAGACUGUCCGGUCUUACUAGUCUUUACUUAGCUUGCCAGGGAUUUUUAGGAGUUCUUAGUCCAAUAGUUCCACAUUUAGCAGAGGAAGCAGCAUAUACAGUAAGUGUAUUGAAAAGCCCCACAGAGGUUGGUUGGUUUACUGAUCAGCAGUGGUUAAACAAUGAUCUACAAAAAUGUAUUGAUAUCAUUGAGGAUCUGAGAGAGGAAAUAAACAAAACCUUUAACAAGUCUGGAGAUAUGAGAAUAAAUCUAAAGUUACCUGGUGAUGAGCUUGCUGUAUUGUCCCAGUAUCCUGUAGAACAGAUAGCUGAGAUACUAGGUGUACUCACAGUUCAUCUUACACCUACUCAGAAACAGGAAGUGUGCGUGAUCGAAAACUCAAGUGCUCGGUGUGCUCGCUGUAGACGACUUUGUGCAGAUGCUGGCCAAGAUUUGUGCACACGAUGUAGUUCUGUUCUCAGUCUAUAAACCUAGUCUUAAGAAAACUUUUUUAUAACAAUUAAUUUAAUAAUAAAUUUAGAGCCUUUUAUCAAAA